AAACCCAGGGGUCCUUGCAAUGGACUUCCCUUUGCCGGCUCUGCUUGCAAUAGAGGAUUAUGAUGAAAAUGAGGGUAAACUAGCUGCAUCGAUUCGAUGGUUAAUUUCACGGGUUUACGAAGAAAAACGAGAUAUGCCGGAUAAAUUAAGGGACGGAGUGCAGAGGGAUGAAAAUGGACACUUUCAAAUUGACGAAGCCGUCGUCGGAGCCCUGUGCAAUGGUUCGUUGUACGCACAAGCUGCUGCUAAGAUAUUCAAGGAGUCAGCGCUAGUUACUAAAGGCCAUGGAGCAGUUCUCGCGGUGCUGACCGAUUAUGGAAUCGAUGUAUUGCACGACGGAAAUGAAUUGGUGGAGGAGGCGCAGCUGGUUGCUUCGGCUCCUUUUAAUAUGUCUGCACACCUUGCAAUAAUUGAUGCUCUUAUGAUGGCACACCUUCGAGAUGUUAUCCCAGUCAGUCGGGUGGUUGAAGCAGUAAGCCGUCACACAGCUGUGGAGCCCAGCGAAAAGCCCAUCGACAGUGUGGAUGCUCUACUUUUCUGGAUAAAUAAAAUAUGUCUUCUAGUUAGAGACGAUGUAGAACGGGAGGAUUCGAACACGAAUAUUCCGGAAAUGGAGGAUUUGUACGAGGAUAUUUCAGAUGGGCAGUGUUUGUGUGCUCUAUUGCAUUGGUACAGACCGCAUGAAAUGCCUGUAGCUGAUAUUUCGUUCAACGAUUCAGCGACCACAAGAGACUGCCAAUAUAACUUAAUGUUGUUACAACUAUUCUGCCGACACCACCUCGCAGUUGACCCAUUCCACUUCGAGAUCGAAGAUCUGCUGUACCUGCGUGACUCACUACAAAUGAAUGUGAACGCCUUCCUUGCUGACCUAUUCGUUCAAUUCGAACCGCCAGUUACACCAGAACCAGUUGAAACACCACGCAUCGGACCUUCUCCUCGACGCUUCGUGCCGGCAUCUGCAAUUCCUGACCUUAGAGCUGCAAAUGCGGCGGCGAGAAGUUCAAUGCACAAUAGGAAUCGACCAAGAAUGUAUAAUCCACCUCCAGCUGUUUCACAUUCUCAAGGCCCGUCGAGAUCAGUGAGCAGAAUGAGCCAGGACAGUUUAUUUUAUUCUCGUCCAGCAUCGAUUGCACUACAGAGGAGGAGCAUGGAUCAAGAUUCUGUGACCGAUUUUCAAACCAUUCGGCAGGGUUUUGAAAACCAAGCUGGAACGGCUCAACUAAAUCGAUAUGAUGGCAGUGUGACUGCAUCUGUUCGGCUGGCCAUGGAGGAAAAACGGAGAAAGCAUGAUCAACAGAUGGCUCAGAUGAGCUCUGCGAACGAGACGGAGCGACUCGAAAAAAGCAAGGCCGCAUUUUUUGCACUCCGAAAAAACGACAACGACCAAACGAGCAAAGGAAAAGAGGAGUGGUACGACCAUUUUGAAGCAAAACUACGAGCGUUGGAGCUGAGAGUGGGAUUAGAAGAAGGAGAGGAUGGAACUCAAUCGGCCAGAUUGAACAGAGCCUCUUCCCAGCCUAGUGUGGUACAAGCCGGUCAAACAUACCCAGCCAACUACAUGACAUUGCCGAUGAACGCAGCUGCACAAAUGACACAGUCUUAUAUUCAACAUCCACAAACCCCACACGACUACUACAUGCAGCAGCAAAUGCAGCAACAGCAGCAGCAACAGGCUCAAGCUCAGAGCAACUAUGCGAGUCCUUCUCAGCUCCGAAACAGCUUGAGCAACGGAAUGAUCAACCACGCGGGCUAUAUAGUUCAAUCAAUGUACCCCGGUGAUUAUCAACAACAGCAACAACAAAUGCAAAUGCAGCAGGGACAAAUGCCAGUGCAGCCAGUUGGUGCAUACACUCCGGAAGGAUAUUUCAUUCCACAUCACAUGCAGCCGAUUCCAGUACAACAGGGUUAUCAACAGAUGCCUCAACCCGGAAUGGGUUUUAAUGGAAUGCCUGCCACCAGUCAACCCGGCUUCAAUAUGGAGGGCUCUCCCGCGCAGAUGGGCUACAUUCAAACAGCCAAUAAGCCGUUAGAUAUGGAAAUGCCGAUGCAACAGCAGCCACCACAACAGCCACCACAACAAAUGCUUCCUCCCAAUCAAAACGCCUUCCAUCUUCAUUCAAAGAGUGAUGAUGCGACUCAAGUGCAAGCUGACCCACCAUUGGAAAUCAAUAGAAAUCUGACAAACUGGGGAAUGACUUACAAACAAGAAAUGCCAGCAAGGUCGAUACCAUCGAGGAGGACGUGGCAAAAUGAAACGUUUAUAAAGAAUGAGUUGGACUUAGUGAAUAGCAAAGAGUCGGUGCCACAUAUCACAGAUGAGACAACAACACAACCUGAAGAGGCUGCAAGACGCUUCCCAGAUUUGAUGCUUGACAAUCAUUCGGAAAAUCUUGCUCCAGGCCGAGGCUUCAGCCGUCAAAAUGACCGUGAUGAUCUUUCUACUGGUAGAAAAUCAGACGACAGUCCUACUGACACGCCUGGUCGCACUUUUGAUGACGAUGAGGGCUCUGGUGAAAACAUGGAGAAAAUCGCAAAUGAACGUCGUAUUGCUAAAAAAGCAGCUCUCAUCGCAAAAACUAUGAAAAGAAAAGAAGAAAUCGAGACAAAAGUUGACCUGGCAGAACAAAGAAACGCAGAGAGGCGACAAGUUGAGAAUGAGAAGAAGGAGUUGGCAUUGAGAAAGAAGGUUGAAAAAGAACAACAACGACAAAAAAUUCUUGAUGAAUACAAGAGGAAAAAGCUGGAGAAGGAGCUCGGUGCUGAGCUCUCAGCUAGGUCAACCGGAAGAGGACAUUCUCAACCACCGUUCAUCAGGACAAAGUCUCAAAUGAGUGAAGUAACAGAGUCUUCAAGGCAGAAUACUCCUAGAAUGAGAGGCCAGUCAUCUGUUGAGCAAAGGGUAUCGGUGAGCAGUUUGGCGGAACCAACACACAAGUUAUACGCCAAAACAGUGACCAAAUCCAACCGUGGAUUAAUCAAUAACGCUCUUCAAUUCAGUGUGUUCCCUGGAGCAGUUAAUAAUGCAACAAGGCAGGCGACAAUAACACAAAUGGCGUCAUCUAGCUCGAAGCAUUUUCUGAUUCUUUUCCGAGACCAAAAGUGUCAGUACAGAGGACUGUACACUUGGGACGAGAUUUCCGACACAGCCGUUAAAAUUUCGGGACAAGGACCGCCAAAAUGCACUGAGGCAAUGAUGAAUUCAAUGUUUAAAUACGAUUCCGGAGCGAAAAACUUCACGAACAUUGCCACAAAGCACUUGUCUGCCACAAUUGACGGAUUUGCAAUUUUGGAUCAAUACUGGCAAAAAGCUCGAAUUCCACACUCGGGAACUCCGGCUCAUAAGAAUAACUAAAGAGAUACACAUGUUUUUGGUGCUUUGUAGAAACCAGUACACGCGCAUUUUCACUUACUUUUUUUAUUUUUUUCCGUUUCUUUCUGUUUCUAAUUUUGCAGAUUACGAGCUUGCUAAAAUCAAUUAAAAUUGUAGUUAUUAAUUUAAUUGCACUUGUAAAAUGAAACUAUUAAAUAAUUUUCAAAUUUCAAAAUGAAAAUAAAAUCAAAAUUUGUGAAAAAAAAGAAUAAAAACCCCCUUUAUUUAUUUUCUGUGAUCCUUGUGUUUCAGUUGUUUCAUAGUCAGUUGUCAAAAAGUUUGAACCUUGUCUGAUGGAAUCUUUUUGUGAAACUUUUCUUGUUCAUCCCAUGCCUUCCUUAAAGUGUAAUUGUCAUUUUGUGCCCCAUUUCCAAUCAAAUCUUCUCCACUGUUCGGCCAGAUUUACUUACGAAUAAAUUAAUUCGAAUUU
Caenorhabditis elegans is the source of this 3800-nucleotide messenger RNA. It is a transcript of the gene ptrn-1, whose product is annotated as Patronin (microtubule-binding protein) homolog. Gene Ontology annotation, molecular function: microtubule binding; calmodulin binding. The record is from RefSeq and is marked reviewed. NCBI's taxonomy places the organism in Eukaryota, Metazoa, Nematoda, Chromadorea, Rhabditida, Rhabditidae. The transcript has 22 exons. Bases 20 to 3352 code for a protein of 1110 amino acids. Gene Ontology annotation, cellular component: perikaryon; dendrite; cytosol.